Acanthopagrus latus (yellowfin seabream) is the source of this 6982-nucleotide messenger RNA. RefSeq lists its product as uncharacterized. Bases 772 to 1620 code for a protein of 282 amino acids. The record is from RefSeq and is a predicted model, not a curated record. The transcript has 2 exons. Lineage: Eukaryota; Metazoa; Chordata; Actinopteri; Spariformes; Sparidae.
UGACAAGAAGGAAACUAUGAAAUAAACACGUGCAGGACUUCAGCUCGCCAUCAGAUCUGUUACUGACAGGACGACGCCAUGAUUCAUUUCCUCUGAUGAACUGUAAUCUGAGAUUUAUAUGUUUCCACUGCAGCAUCAGAUCUCUUUUGAUGCAUAUUCACAGUUUUUAGACUUGAAACCCGUUCAGAGCUGCAGCUGCUGAGAGAGACACUGAGGAGAGGUGGGUGAGAUGGAGGACGAGUGGAGCUGAGAGGUGUAGAGAGAGAAAGAGAGAAAGAGGAAGGGAGGAUUAGGGUUGGUGCCUGCGGUGGAUGAUGUCAGAGGAAUGCAUGAGCCUCUCCUUUAACAAGCUGGAGCCGCGAGGACCGCCGGCCGCCUCGCUUUCUCACAAACACACUAACUCUUCUCCUGGUUUCUUCUCUCGCUCUCUGUCUGGAUCCUUCACAGACAACAACAGAAUCAGAAAGGAUUUCAAUGAAAACACAUGCAGCAUCACCAUUAAAACCUUGUGGAAUGUGUUUUUUAAUGGUUGAUUUUCAUCUCCGCACUCGGCUCAGCUCAGUCCGGUCCUGCCUGCCAGCAUCCGGUCCUGCAGCUGCAGCCCCGUAGCAGGGAUUACAGAGAUGGAGAUGGAGGAAAGGAAAGUAAAAACAGAAAGAAAGAAAAUGGGCUUGGUAGAGAGAGAGAGAGAGGACAGACGAAUGGAAAGAGAGAGAAAGCGGGUGAUAUAAUGUGUGGGAGCGCCAGACGCUGGGAACAGCUGGAGAGACGAUGACUAAUAUUAGCAGUGAGCCUCGUCCGUCUCUCUACAGUCCAGUCCGUCCACUUGGUGAAGAUGUAGUCUGCUUGAUCUCCAUGGAGAUGUCUCCAAACACAGUCUCCUCUGCCUCGUUGCCAUGGUCACUGUGGUUGCUGUUCUUCCUGGCCCCGGUCACCCGGACAACAAACUCCGCCCCCACACCUGAAACCUCUCUGACGGUCAACUCCACGCUGUUGUUCGACGGUGGCGCUCCAGGCUACAACCUGCGCAACUGCAGCUGCUCUGUGCCCAUCGCGGACUGCGACGAGGCGCUGGCCAACUCGCGCUGCAGAUGUCACACCGUUCUGCGCUCCGCUCUGCCCCCUGCUGGGCUCAGGGAGCCAGGACCGGUCACCGUGUGGGUGAAGGAGCUCUGGAUCCUGGAGGAGCUGCUGAACAGGAGGACGGUCGGCCAUUUGCGGUUGUCCUUUUGCGGAGUAAAACCGAUGGACAGUCAGUAUCUGGCUCUGCUCGGUCUGCGGACCCUCAGGAUCCACAGCGCAGCACCGGAAGCUCCCUACCCCGACCAGGAGAUUACAGUCUCCCCUGCAGCAGGGCUCACAGCGGAGAUAGAAGCCCUCUCCUUUGACUUCUCCUCCUCCUCCCACGUGACCUUCCUGGAUGUCGCCGUGCUGAACGGCCUCUCAGCCCUGAAGGCCUACACUGUGGUGGGACCACCUGCUCACUCCCUCUACAAAGACUUCCCCCACCUGGCUGUGCCUCUUCCUCUGCCGCCCUCUGCUGCACCUGAGGUCCCUGCAGACCCCAGUGAUCCGGCUGCAGAGCCUCCGGAGAACCUGCUCCUCACAUUUAUCUACUGACAACAAGUUCUCAGUGGAGGAACCGCUCAGCAACACAUGGCGCGAUCGCACAGGACACAGCUGGAUGUUGGGUUUUUUUUUUUUUGUUCUCCUUCUGCAAAGGGAAAGUUGCACAUCUGACUUGUUCUCUGUGGGAUAUUUGAACUUCAUGUAUGACUGGCUGCUGUCACUCCGGCCUUGAGCAGCGUUUCAAGAGAGGCUCCUCUCGCUCACCCUGAUGCAUUUUCUUCAAGGAGACAACUGACUUCAGAGCUUUUACUCCUGCUGCUGUGUUUAAAAUAUCUGCAGUCGUACAGCAGACGGACACGAGCUCUGGCAGCGUGCGCACCAGCUGCAAAUUCUUUCAAAGUCUGUCUGCAGGAUAUUUAGUUGUCAAACUAUAACACAAGUCAUGAGGUUUGAAAGCUGUAGUGACAUCAUCCCAGCUCGUGUGCUCAAGUUAGAGGUGACGCUUUACAGAAACAACGUGAACAAACGUUUUCCUCUUGUCAUGGUUAUACACAGGAGAGUGUUUCACAUGCACGUUCACCUUCUGAUUGCAGAUGUUGGUGCAACUUCAGGCGCCUAAGUAUUUAAUUUGUAAUGCACUCUUCAUAAAGUGGUUUAAAGCUGGUGGCUUUGUAAAUGGUUACAUCCUUUAGCAGUGACUUAAAGCUGCUGUAAGCGUUGUUUUCUUGGGGAAAGCUCCCGGCGACAGCUUUAGCUAACAAACUAAAGAAGGAGGAAGAGAGCCACCUCGACGAAAAGAAAGGAGUCGUGCGAGUGUGGUGACGUGGAGAGGAGGGACAGGAAGCUCAACGAUGACGACGCUUACAGCAGCUUUAACGGAUCAUAGGUCACUUUUCCAGAAAGUGAGUCCACAGAGUGUGAACAUGGCUCAGUUUUAAAGCUCUCCAGUUAUCGAGUCAACUUCUAGUCCAGAUAGGAGCCGGUAGUUUUUGCCUGUAACUCUUAUGAAGCACUUAGCGACUCUUUUCUGCAGAUGUGCUCGUAAACACCGCUCUCCCUUUACCUUUGAAACACCAGGUAGCUGGAGGUGGCUUUACGUUGAUUUUUUGUUUUGUUUUGUGUUGAUCACAUCUGUGCACAUCUGGUCUUGAAGCCUCCCUGGCGAGAUCAGAUGACACACGGGCGACUGUGACGAGUGUAACUGAAGCCACGAGCGUCCAGACAGACUGAUCGGCCAUCUGCUAGAACAAUAUCCUGGAUAAACCGCACGCCUGCUCCCAGAGAGCCAUGAGAGGAUCCAGAUCCAGCUGGGUGUCAGCUCCCAUCCAGGUGUUGCCAGAUGUGUCGGGCAGCAGGGAAGAGACCUGGGCCUCUCUGAAUGGCUGCACUUGUUUUGUUUUUAUGAGUUGAUGAAUUACAGGAAGGAAAUUUCGACGAGUUUGAUGAGUCUGAAAAUGAUGGAGUGCAGAUAGUCUCCCCCUCCAACAUGUUAGAAUAGAAAAUAGCUUCAUGCAGCUCGACUGGUUUAAAUCUCCAGAAGCCCCGAGAUCUUGUCGUUAUUUACACCCUAUUUAAAUCAGGUUGGGACCUCGGGGUUUGCAGAGACUUGACUUACACCAGGAGCCAUUCAGUGUUUUCCUCUUUCAUUUUUCAGUUGUUUUGAGUGACCAGAAGUUUUCCAGUGGACACAGAGAAAAGAUCUUUGCUUGUCAAACCUAAAGAUCAAACUCCCUGGAAGGAAAACAGUUAAUCAACCAGGAGUCACCAGCAACAUCAACACUUCUGAGCACUGAGUUUCCAUCUUGGAUCUCAGCUCACGUACAUGCGGAGCAUCAGUCAGACGUGCACAUGAACUGGAACAUGUAGCAGCUGUGGUUGGUCUGCUUGGUAGAAUCGCUUCUCCUCCGGUGUCACUACUGUGACCUGCAGUUUCCCCAGUAAACACACCGCACUGUUCAGCUGUUGUGCUCCCUCCUGAUUGGCUGGCUGCUGUGCUCUUCCUGGGUUAUACGUAACGGAGCCAGCCUUGGUUAACUGAUGGUCACGUAGUCUUUUAGAUGAAGGAUUGUCGUCACGUUUUAAGCUUCUUAUUUACACCCUUCACUACCCUUUUUUUCUUUGCGUAAUGAAAAAGGAUAACUUUUCUUUCUUUGGUGAAAAGGUGAAUGUUCGACAUGGUUGUGGUGAAUUUCAUAAGGACUAGCAGUUAAUUAACCCCAUGUAGGAUCCCAGCAAAGAGAUUCUGGUUUGGUUCUGGGACUGGGAGAGACAGAUUAAGGUUGGUCCCUUUAUUUCCCUCCUCGAUGGUUAAUCCAGACUUUAGUGGGCGAAAGGAUUUGCCACGUCGGAGAACAUCCGGGUUACGUAAUCGUCUCUUUUCACUUGCAUGCGGUUGAGCUGCAACAUGUGGCAGAUCGUGUUCAACACCUACAUGUUGAAAUACUGUCGGACCUCAGUGAACGAGGUGCUGCGGGGAGAGGAGGGAAGCAACAAGGACACAUUCCUGCCUCAGGGAUCAAUAGAGCAUCGUAAAAAAAAAAAGAAAAAACAAGAUGUACUGUGGCAGCUGACUGCAGCGAACACUGGCUGGAACCGAUCCAGAGAAUCCAGAGUCGGGGUCAGCGCCGGCACCAGAGCCGCAUGAUACUGUUGUGUCUGGGAGGGAGACCUGAGCGGCUUUGUGAGGAUAUUUAAGAAGUAAAACUUACAGAAAAAUCUAAAGACAACUUCAAAAAGAUAGAAGAGCUACACGAAAACCAAAAAAAGACAAGGACUGCGUCAGUCCGCUGUGGUAUGAGCUGACAGAGAGGCGCAGUAGGCUCGCUGUUCUGGAGCGGCCCGUUUCCAGCUGGGCUUAUUGACUGCAGAUGGUCUAAUAAAACAAGUUGUUUUGAAACAGGUUAAAAUGGACGAUCUCUCUCUCUCUCUCUCUCUGUCUGUCUCUCUCUCUCACCAGCCAACAGCUCUCUCUCUGUUUGGAUCAGAACAAUGACUCCGACUCUCUUUAACGAGCUGGAUGAGUUCUGAACCCGCUCAAAGCCAAGUUGGCAGCGCCCAGAGUGAGGGAAGCUUUUUUUCUCAGAACCGUGAUGGACGUGAUUCAGUCGCUCUGCAGCUGUUUGUGAAGAAAAAAACACGUCAUUAUGAGGUGCUUGAUUGUUUUUGUGUGUGUGUGUGUGUGUGUGUGUGUGUGUGUGUGUGUUUCUGGAUAUUUUUUUACCAAACGAGUAAAGAGCGAGCGAGUUCAGAACGGCUCUACUUUCUCUCUCUCUGCUUCCAGCUCAUAUCCUGUGAGAGACUUUGUUAAAGCUGCUCGCACAAACACGAUCCGGAGCCAACACUUCUGUUCCACUGAUCAUUCAGGACUGUUCUGGGUCUGUGUGUGAGAGUGUGUGUGUGCAUGGGUGUGUCUGAGUGUGUGUGUGUGUGUGUGUGUGUGUGUGUGUGGUUGCAUUCAUCUCCUUUUCGCCGUCGCAGCAGAUUUGUCGCUUUGUGAUCUCAGUUUGUUUGGAUCAGACGGUCGGAGAUCUGGGAUCCACAGUCGCACAGCGUUGUGUGCAACACGUGUUGUAUAUGUUUCACUUCUGCAUGGAUUGUGUGCAAGUAAACAGUGUCAGAGAAACAAAACUGCUGCAAAAACUGUUGAGUUACUGUGUAGUAAUUCUCCAGAAAUCCUAAGUUUGCGGCCUUGUAAUAAAACUCUCAUCAAACUCAUCAAAAGGUCCAGAGAAAAACAUCGACGAUGAGCUAUUUCUUAAUUUAUCCACAGGCUUUUCUAACAGGUUCAUAACUCCAAACGGUUUGAAACAGAGCCGAGUUCACACACUUGCAGGAUUUCUUUGGUGAGCUAACGUUAGCUGUGAUCGCUGACAUUAGCCACUGUUAGCUACCACCACUUUAACCUGCUAAUUAUCUGCAAUUAACUGCGUUGUUCGCUGGAUUUGCCUUUCUGUUUUUCCGGGUGUAAUCAUGGAAGCUGGUCACUUGGUAGCUUUCUCGUUAGAGCACAGAUAACGUCGUCCUAAAGGCCGCAAAUCAGACAGGAAGUGGUAACUGAAAACCAGAAAACCAGCUACCAGCAAACUACAGAAAUUGCCUUCAAUGAAAUAUUUUGUUUUGUUGUUUUUGUUUUUUUUUACUUUUUCAGUGCCGAAUGUAUUUAUAAAGGUUUUCUCACACAAGCAUUUCAGUUCUGAUGUGACCCUCCAAGUUCACGCUUUGUUUACUGUCACGGCUCGAGUCUCAUUGUUUUCUGUUCCUGCACAGAGGAACAUUAGAUUAUACUUUGUAAAUCACCAGUAUGCCACAUUGCAAAACUCCUGAGACUUGAAAUUAACCACCAGACCACAAAGUCUUACGUAAAAGUAAAAGUUGGUCCUCCUCUAGCGGCCGCCAGCGUGCCGCUGAUGUUCUGCUUUCUUUAGCGUGAUUUAUUCUGCGUCCUGGCACUGAAUGCACUUUUUCUGACUGUGUGUCUUAACACUUGGAUAUGGAAACAAGAUGGUGCCUGUAACGUCUGAGCUGCGGCUCUUUGUCGGCUGAAUGGAAACACAUUUCAUUAUGCAACAGGCUUUAAUUUAACGUUCUGUGUCGCAGCUCUGAGGUUUCAACCAGAGCACGGCGAGUCCGUUCAGUCCGUUUGUCUCAAAGAGCUGAAAAUCUUCUGCACACCUUGUUUUUUUGGGGGUGUUUUGCCUCUCAGCCAGCAGUCACACCCAGUACGCUCCGCUCCGCUCAGCACCGGGCCGGACUGGGAGCUCGUUCACCCGUAAAACGCUGGUGGAAACUUACCGAGCGUCUUGUGCAGCCAGAAAUUAGUCACUCCCAUCUGGUGAACGGGGCGAUUACGCACCUCCACAAGCCACCUUUUAAUGGUUUUCAGACAGGAUGUUUAGAGCGGGCCGUGAGACUCUGUGCUAACGCUCCCCGUCAGAGCUCAUCACACGGUCUUAAAACGUCUGGAACAUUCUACCACAAAAUGGGUGAAAAUGAGAUCAUCGGGGUUUUUGGGUUUGACAUCACCCCUCUUCCUUUUUCUUCUUCUUCUUCUUCCCUUCUUCUCUCUUGAUCUUUGGUACGGCACCUUAAGUAUUUGCAUCAGGGAAUGUAAUUAUUCAAAUGUAAAAUAAGAUUGUGUGUAAUCCACGGCGGUGCGCUUCAAAGAUGACUUUAAAACAUGUUUUACAACCUCUGACGUGUUGUGCGACUCGCGGCUGACUCGUGUGCUGUUUCAGGAACAGAUUGUGUAUUUGGGAAACGGCUUGGAAGGUUUGAUUUGUAUAUAAUUUGGCUUUUUAAAGCAAAAUUCCUGGAGCUUAUUUGUUUAUAAUGACCAGACGACGUGGAUUAAUUCUUCUGUCCACAAACUUUGUUCCUCUGUAUAGUCUGAGAUAAUAAAAACGUUUUUACAGAG